AUGAGAAAGAGACGAGCAUCAUCUACUGAGAAUCUAUUUACCACAACAAUCGAUGAGGUUGACAACCUUGUAUCUCAAAAUGAAGUUACCUUGGAGAAUAUUGGUGUUACUAUUGACGUGGAUAAUGAUAUAUUCAGUUUCUCUAUUCAACAUCUUUCUAUGGGAGCAAACAAUGGAGCAACUAGUAAGAAAAGAAAAAAAGAAGAUGCAAUGAAGGAUAAAGCGUCCGAAUUUGAGAUUAUUAAAGGAGUAAUGGAUAAUGUUGCUAAUGCACUACGAGAAGGAAAUGAGCUAUUCAAAGACAUGUACUGCCAUAAAGUUCCCCCAAUUUCUGGCGAAGAAACAUGGAAUUUACUGAAGGAAUGCGAGUUUGAUAAUAACUUAUUGACAGACAUGUACUGUUUUUUUAUGAGUGACAUCGACAAGCUUCGAUGUGUUUUUCAAUGUCCGCCCGAAGCUUCAAAGCUACCAGCCUUCGCUUGCAAUUUCAGGAGAACACAGGGAGAGGGAUCAAUGAUGGUUCGACUGUUGCUGUUGUCGUGUGUUCUAUUGUCGUUGAUAAGCAUUGGGAGUGCUGGUGUUACGAGUGCUUUUAUUCGGACUGAGUGGCCGUCGGUUGAUAUACCGCUUGACAAUGAGGCGUUUGCAGUUCCUAAAGGCUACAACGCUCCGCAACAAGUGCACAUUACACAGGGUGACUAUGACGGGAAAGCUGUUAUAAUCUCAUGGGUAACAGCUGAUGAGCCUGGGUCCAACAAAGUUCGAUAUGGCUUAUCAGAUGGACAUUAUGAUUUUACCGCAGAGGGGACAGUGCAUAACUACACCUUCUACAACUACAAGUCUGGUUAUCUUCAUCAGGCUCUUGUUGAUGGUCUUCAGUAUGACACUAAGUAUUACUAUGAAAUUGGGGAUGGUGAUUCGUCAAGAAAGUUUUGGUUUCAAACACCACCGCAAAUCAAUCCAGAUGUGUCUUACAAAUUUGGAAUAAUUGGUGAUCUUGGUCAAACAUUCAAUUCCCUGUCAACUCUCAAUCAUUGUAUGAAGACUGGUGCUCAGGCUAUUUUAUUCGUUGGGGACCUUUCCUAUGCUGACAGAUAUGAUAAUCAUGAUAUUGGUGUCCGCUGGGAUACCUGGGGCCGUUUUGUUGAAAAAAGUGCAGCAUAUCAACCAUGGAUCUGGUCGGCAGGAAAUCAUGAAAUAGAGUACUUUCUACAUUUGGGAGAGGUUACACCUUUCAGAAACUACCUUCAGAGAUAUCCUACACCUUAUCCUGCUAGCAAAAGCAGUAACCCUCUAUGGUAUGCCAUAAGAAGGGGAUCUGCUCAUGUUAUUGUCCUAUCCAGCUACUCUCCAUUUGUAAAAUAUACACCACAGUGGAAGUGGCUUGAACAGGAAUUAAAAAAUGUCAACCGUGAGAAGACUCCUUGGCUGAUUGUGCUGAUGCAUUCACCAAUGUACAAUAGCAAUGAUGCUCAUUUUAUGGAGGGGGAGAGCAUGAGGGUUGUGUUCGAGAGUUGGUUCUGUCAAUAUAAAGUUGAUGUUGUUUUUGCUGGUCACGUCCAUGCUUAUGAGAGAUCGUACCGCAUCUCAAACAUAUUUAGGUCGAAUGGUACUUCACAUACUGUUCCAAACAAAUCAGCUCCUAUUUACAUUACUGUUGGGGAUGGAGGAAACCAGGAAGGACUUGCUAAUCGAUUUAGGGAUCCCCAGCCAGAGUACUCUGCCUUUCGUGAAGCUAGUUAUGGACAUUCGACGUUGGAAAUAAUGAACAGAACUCACGCCUUUUACCAUUGGAACCGGAAUGAUGAUGGGAAACUAACACCAGCAGAUUCAUUUGUGUUGCACAAUCAGUACUGGGGAAACAAUCACAGAAGAAGAAAACUGAAGAAGAACCAUCUUCAUUCUGUCAUAUCCAGUUUGCGAUUUGGAGCUGAAAGGUUAUGA
Molecule: messenger RNA, 1944 nt
Organism: Striga hermonthica
Lineage: Eukaryota; Viridiplantae; Streptophyta; Magnoliopsida; Lamiales; Orobanchaceae
Source: the annotation of a GenBank genome assembly